Cyclocybe aegerita is the source of this 348-nucleotide messenger RNA. NCBI's taxonomy places the organism in Eukaryota, Fungi, Basidiomycota, Agaricomycetes, Agaricales, Hemipholiotaceae. The record is from the annotation of a GenBank genome assembly.
AUGUCCGGCGCAACGAUCGUCACGUCGUGGUUCGAGAUCGGCGGGACGGCCUCGGGGUUGCACAGACAGGUCACGAUGGUCGAUGUGUGCAUUUCUGGGCAACCGACGGGGGUGGAUGAAAGCGGGGACGUGGCGAGGUUGGCGAUGUCGUUCAUCGCGGAUGCGAAACUAGACACCACACACCCUCCUCUCGCCACCCUCUCGUUUCUCCCUGAUAGCCGUUGCAACUAUAACAUCCAACACCCCAAGGCAAACAUCACACCUGCACCGCCAGCGGAGAGGAGUAUCGAGUCAUACUGCCCCAGCUCGAUCGACGAGCCGCCAUACGACCCAUCUAUCACCACCUAG